Molecule: messenger RNA, 1642 nt
Organism: Chrysochloris asiatica (Cape golden mole)
Lineage: Eukaryota; Metazoa; Chordata; Mammalia; Afrosoricida; Chrysochloridae
Product: prenylcysteine oxidase-like
Exons: 6
Coding region: 1-1515 (504 amino acids)
Biological process (GO): prenylated protein catabolic process; prenylcysteine catabolic process
Molecular function (GO): prenylcysteine oxidase activity
Source: RefSeq, a predicted model, not a curated record
AUGGGACGAACCACUGCGGAGCUGGUCCUGAAGCUUCUGGGCCUGUGGCUGCUGCUGUGUAGCUUGGGGCACCCUGGGAGCGCCGAGCCUCGGGCCCCACCGGAUAAGAUCGCGAUUAUUGGAGCUGGAAUUGGUGGCACUUCAGCAGCUUAUUACCUACGCCAGAAAUUUGGGAAAGAUGUGAAGAUUGACCUGUUUGAACGAGGAGAGGUGGGAGGCCGCCUGGCCACCAUGAUGGUGGCAGGGCAAGAAUAUGAGUCAGGAGGUUCUGUCAUCCAUCCUUUAAAUCUGCAUAUGAAGCGUUUUGUCAAGGACCUUGGUCUCUCUGCUGCAAAGGGCUCUGAUGGCCUAAUGGGAGUGUAUAAUGGAGAGAAACUUGUGUUUGAGGAGAGCCACUGGUUUAUAAUUAACAUGAUUAAACUAGUUUGGCACUAUGGAUUCCAGUUCCUCCGAAUGCACAUGUGGGUAGAGGACAUAUUAGAUAAGUUCAUGAGGAUCUACCGCUACCAAUCUCAUGACUAUGCCUUCAGUAGUGUAGAGAAGUUACUGCAUGCUCUAGGCGGGGACGAUAUCCUUGGAAUGCUUAACCGAACCCUUCUUGAAACCCUGGAGAAAGCAGGCUUCUCUGAGAAAUUCCUCAAUGAAAUUGUUAUUCCUGUCAUGCGGGUUAAUUACGGCCAAAGCAUGAACAUCAACGGUUUUGUGGGAGCAGUGUCAUUGGCUGGUGCGGAAUCUGGGCUUUGGGCAGUAGAAGGUGGCAAUAAACGUGUUUGCUCAGGGCUCCUUCAGGCUUCCAAAGGCAAUCUUAUAGCUGGCUCAGUAAUGUACAUAGAAAAAUCAAGGACCAAGCAGACAGGAAAUCCCACCAAGAUGUAUAAAGUGGUCUACCAAACUGGAUCUGAGACCCACUCAGACAUCUAUGACAUUGUCUUGGUGGCCACUCCAUUGAAUCGAAAAAUGUCCAAUAUAACUUUUCUCAAUUUUGACCCUCCGAUAGAAGAAUUCAAUCAAUACUACCAACAUAUAGUGACAACUUUAGUUAAGGGACAGUUGAAUACAACAAUCUUUAGUUCUAGAGCGUUAGAUAAAUUUGGUCUCAGUGCAAUCUUAACCACUGAUAAUCCAGAUUUGUUCAUUAACAGCAUUGGGAUUGUGUCCCCUGUAAAAGAAAAAGAUACUCCUGAGCCAUCAACAGAUGGAACAAAUGUUUGGAAGAUCUUUUCCCAGGACGUUCUUACUAAAGAGCAAAUCCUAAAACUCUUUUUGUCUUACGAUUAUGCUGUGAAAAAGCCUUGGCUUGCCUACCCUCACUAUAAGCCUCCAGAGAAAUGCCCCUCCAUCAUACUCCACGAUCGGCUUUAUUAUCUCAAUGGCAUAGAGUGCGCUGCGAGUGCCAUGGAAAUGAGCGCCAUCGCAGCCCACAAUGCCGCUCUCUUGGCCUAUCACCGCUGGAACGAGCAUACAGACAUGAUUGACCAGGAGGGCUUAUAUGAAAAGCUUAAAACUGAACUGUGAGUAACACUCUUUUCCUUUUCUAGUUCCAAAUGGAUUAUCAUUGGGGAAAAAGAACAAAAUCUGAACAGAGUUGAUUUUUGAAUCGGGUAUUUUGCAUUGUUUAACAAAAAUGAUCCCUGUGGGCCAU